Molecule: messenger RNA, 378 nt
Organism: Torulaspora delbrueckii
Lineage: Eukaryota; Fungi; Ascomycota; Saccharomycetes; Saccharomycetales; Saccharomycetaceae
Gene: SDH8
Product: Sdh8p
Exons: 1
Coding region: 1-378 (125 amino acids)
Biological process (GO): mitochondrial respiratory chain complex II assembly
Cellular component (GO): mitochondrion
Source: RefSeq, a predicted model, not a curated record
AUGUUAUUGGGAGUUAGAAGGUACGUUGGGAGCUGUCGUAGAGCCGGGGUUAGGUGGUUCAAAGCUGAGCCAGUUGCAGGACCACCAAAAUUGCCAAAAGAGGACCAGGAAGAGUUUGAACGGUUGCAGAAGAUUGCUCAGUCUCAGGAAGCGAUAGAUGCAUAUAACAGAGAAGUUGAAGGUGAUUCGACAAAGGAAAGUUUGAAUUCUCCGUUAUUGACCAAGAAUGAUAUUGGUUCGUUCUCGCCGGAGUUUACGAAGACUCUUCCUGAAUUUGAAGGUGACAAGAACCCAGAGACUGGUGAGAUUGGUGGGCCUAAACAGGAUCCGUUGAGACAUGGUGAUUACUCUUUCAAUGGGAGGGUCACUGAUUUCUGA